Molecule: messenger RNA, 1336 nt
Organism: Lotus japonicus
Lineage: Eukaryota; Viridiplantae; Streptophyta; Magnoliopsida; Fabales; Fabaceae
Exons: 1
Coding region: 97-894 (265 amino acids)
Source: RefSeq, a predicted model, not a curated record
CUAGAAAAGCAUGCGGUUUUCUCUUUUCCAAAAGUGCAUCAACUAAUUUUGUUUUUAUCUUUGAAUUUGCUUCUAAGUUCUAAUUUUCUACCUUCUAUGAACAGUUUUUGCUGGUUUCAACAACAGAUUAUAGAAGAUAUGAUAGAUCACCGCAGUCAUCCACACCCAUUACACUUGAAGCCUCCAGGAACACCAUACAGGUGCAGUGGUUGUCGAGAAUUAGGGUUUGGAUCCAGUUACUGUUGUGAAAACAGCUGGUGCGAAUAUAUCCUCCAUGAAGAGUGUGCAAAUGUUGUUUCCUCGGUGCCUCAUCGAUUUUUCCCGAAGAGCUAUUUCGAGUUCUAUGAGAAAGCACCGGGAAACAGAGCUAGGUAUUGUGAUGCUUGUGGAAAGGAUGUGAAAGGCUUUGUCUACCAUUGCUCGAACACUGGAAAUGACUUGCAUCCGCGCUGUUUAAACCUGAAAGAUACUAUUUCUGAUGAAGAUGGAUGUGUCACACUGAAACUGUGUCAGGAGGUUCCCUCAAAGUGUGUAAAAUGUAAGCAUAGGAAGGUUGUGGAGAAUAAAAUUGAAGGUUGGUCUUACGUGUCUUCCAUGGGGAAUUGUUGCUAUCAUGUGUCUUGUUUCAAGGAUUUGAUUCUUGAGAACUGGAAUAAGGGUUAUUUUUCUCGAGAAAGCAAUUCGAUUCAGGUGAGUGAUGAUCAUGACCCGGAGUCUCAACUUGCACUCACAAGCAUGGUGAUGGUUCAAGGUGGAGGAAGCUCAAGGAGAUCAAGGACUAUAAAGAUGUGGUGCAAGAUUGGGGUGGUUGUGUUCAAGCUAAUAUUUUCAGCCAUUUUUGGAAAUCCUAUAUCUGCCAUGGUUACUCUUGUGGAAGCCCUUGUUUCAAAUUGAACGUCUGAAUUUAAAAUCAGAUUAGUUUGUGUGAUGAAUAAAUUUUGUACCUAGGCGCUUGGAUAUAUGGAUCAAAAUCUAUGUACUGUCCCCAACAGAUCGAGUAUCUUAAUCCCACUUGGAUAGUUCGUUAAGUUGAUUUGGGUGUCUAUUCUCUCAGGUUUUGGUUUUUUUGGGUGUUUCUAUAUUGUUGGUAUGGCUUUAGCUUUGUGCUGUUGCUGUAUUGGGGAUUUUCCACUUUGUACUUGUUUAUCUUUUUUUAUUCUAGCUUUUGUUGGUCUAUUGUCUUACCGGUAGCUUGUUCUUUGUCUUUAGACUUUUGCUGUGUUGUGUGCCUCACCAGAGGCAGAGGCUUGUUCCCUGGAAUGUUUACCAAAUCAGUUUUUCUCCUUUCCAAAAGAAAAAUAAUAAUAUUUUUUUUCUUGUUGCUUUUAGAGUUUAA